This is a messenger RNA of Leptidea sinapis, 2000 nucleotides long. It is a transcript of the gene Gcat, whose product is annotated as 2-amino-3-ketobutyrate coenzyme A ligase, mitochondrial. The coding region runs from base 131 to 1411 and encodes 426 amino acids. Lineage: Eukaryota; Metazoa; Arthropoda; Insecta; Lepidoptera; Pieridae. The record is from RefSeq and is a predicted model, not a curated record. The transcript has 9 exons. Gene Ontology annotation, molecular function: glycine C-acetyltransferase activity; pyridoxal phosphate binding. Gene Ontology annotation, biological process: L-threonine catabolic process; biosynthetic process.
CCGCUUACAGCUCACACAACAAAAUUAAUGUUUAUACCGGUACCGGCGAGCGGCAAUACACCGCGCCUUAGAAUAUGUAAUCAGUUCAGUCACAGGCCACAGCACAGUCAGUAUCGAACGUCAACAAGACAUGGCUUUACGUCCCCAACUCCUGCGCAACUUAGUUUUCAAUGGACAGCAAGUUAGACAACUGCACGAGCUGAAAACAGGACAACGAGCAGGUGUUGAGAAGCUUCGAGAAGUUUUAGAGGAUAGGUUGAAGGAAAUAAAGAGAGCUAAAACCUGGAAACACGAGAGAAUCAUUACUUCACCACAAGAUAGGAAGGUUCGAGUGAAAGGAGUGGAAGGUGACUUUCUGAAUUUCUGCGCAAAUAACUAUCUAGGCCUUUCGAAUCACCCUGAAGUGGUAAAAGCUGCACAAGACAGUCUAAAGAACUAUGGCGCCGGUCUUAGUUCUGUAAGAUUCAUCUGCGGAACACAGACCCUACAUAAGGAACUAGAGGACCGCUUGUCCAAGUUCCAUCAGCGAGAGGACACGAUCCUGUACGGGUCAUGUUUCGACGCCAAUGCCGGUCUCUUCGAGUCCAUGCUCACUCCAGAAGACGCCGUGUUCUCCGACGCACUCAACCACGCUUCCAUCAUUGACGGCAUUCGCUUGUGCAAAGCGCAGAAGUUCCGCUACCCCCAUAGAGACUUAAAUGAGCUGGAACAUCUUCUGGCUCACAGCGAAGCAAGAGUCAAGCUGAUAGUAACAGACGGCGUGUUCUCGAUGGAUGGUACCGUGGCGCCGGUGAAGGGUCUCCGGGAACUUGCCGACAGGUAUCGGGCGUUGCUUGCCAUCGAUGACAGCCACGCCACCGGAUUCUUCGGAGAAACUGGCAGAGGCACGGAAGAGUUCUGCGGCUUGAUGGGUGCGGCAGACAUCAUCUGCUCAACCCUGGGCAAAGCCGUGAGCGGAGCGGCUGGUGGAUAUACUACAGGACCAAAGGAACUGAUCACUCUGCUGCGGAACGUCUCCAGACCAUAUCUCUUCUCUAAUGCUCCACCACCACCCGUUGUUGGAGCUUCUUUAAAGGCUCUAGAUCUGGUGGAGCAAAGCGACGAACUUCGACAGCGUCUGGCGGAGAACACUCGCAGUUUCCGCGAGGGUAUAAAGGCUGCCGGACUAACAGUUGCGGGUGAUGAACAUCCGAUAUGCCCCGUGAUGGUUGGUGAUGCCCCGCUCGCUGUAGAGCUUGCUUCGAAAAUGCUACUGAAAGGAAUAUACGUGGUAGCAUUUAGUUACCCAGUAGUGCCAAAAGGUGCCGCUAGAGUCCGUGUACAGAUCAGCGCUGCUCACACUCCAGAUGAUGUCAGCAAAGCCGUUCAGGCUUUCGCCGAAGUUUCUAGAGAUAUUGGACUUGUGAAGUAAUAAAUCGUGUUAAAUAUGACAACUGUCUUACGACGGAUAGAAUGGCGUUUUACAUCGGUAUUUCAGUUGCAUGAUUUAAAAAUCAAAAAUCUUCCAAACAGAAAAAAAUGCAUCAGAUCGAUCCAUUCAUUUUGGAGCUACGAGACAAACACACAAUGUGUGUAUAUGCUAUAUAUUAAAAUCAUAACAUCCGUUUUAUGCGUAGAGUUUAGAGGGGAUAUAAAGAACGUAAGCGUUAAUUCAUUUGUUUUCAAAAAAAGUGACAAUUUAGUACUUAGAUAAUUCAAUCGCUUACAAACUUAUUAUAUUAAGAAAUUUAUAAAAAAUUAUCCCCAUUUCUUCUAUUGUAACGAUUGGAAGAGGACAAACAAGUAAAAUAAGGGAACUUAUAUUGAUUUUUAUAAGUCUCUUCUAUUUUCAGAAAAUAUCUUUAACUACUAUUUUCAAAAAAUAUUGAUGAAGAUAUAAAAAUAAGAUUACAUGCUAUGUACGAUUUAGCGUUUUUUUUUUAAAUAUAUAGUCUUCAAAUAUGUUAUUUGUUGAUUUUUUACUAUUUGUAUAUAAAUAUAAUUAAAGUACUUAUAAUAUA